Messenger RNA from Amblyraja radiata (thorny skate), 1436 nucleotides. RefSeq names its product Golgi apparatus membrane protein TVP23 homolog A. NCBI's taxonomy places the organism in Eukaryota, Metazoa, Chordata, Chondrichthyes, Rajiformes, Rajidae. The coding region runs from base 71 to 688 and encodes 205 amino acids. Gene Ontology annotation, biological process: vesicle-mediated transport; protein secretion. The transcript is spliced from 8 exons. The record is from RefSeq and is a predicted model, not a curated record. Gene Ontology annotation, cellular component: Golgi membrane.
CGGAAACAUUUGACGGUGACACCGGAGUCGGAAACGGAGACGGGAGCGGAGCCGCUGCCGAGCAACCGUCAUGAGGCAGGCGCUGGUGGACGACACGGAGGACGUGUCCCUGGAUUUUGGCACAGAGGAGGAGGAGGAGCUGGCACUGAGGAAGAACAGGAUCAGGCAUCCACUGGCUACAUUUUUUCAUCUCUUUUUUCGUGUAAGUGCCAUCAUUGCUUACCUCUUCUGUGACUGGUUUAGCAGAAGCUUUGUUGCCUGCUUUGUGACAAUACUCAUCCUCUUGUCCUGCGAUUUCUGGUCAGUAAAGAAUGUAACGGGAAGGCUUUUGGUUGGCUUGCGUUGGUGGAAUCAGAUUGAUGAAGAUGGAAAAAGCCAUUGGCUUUUUGAAGCUAGAAAGACUACUGCAAAGAAUAGAGCUACCUCUAUUGAAGCAGAGGCUCAGAUUUUCUGGCUUGGGCUAAUUGUCUGCCCCCUAAUUUGGACAGUCUUUCUUUUCAGUACUUUGUUUUCCCUGAAACUUAAGUGGCUGGCCUUGGUAAUAGCAGGGCUUUCCUUGCAAGCAGCUAAUCUGUAUGGGUAUAUCCGCUGCAAGCUUGGAGGCAGCAAGAACAUCACAAGAGCAGCUUCAACGUAUCUAGGUCAACAACUCUUUCAGAGGUCGGACAUCGUAUUUGGAGAGCUGUAAACUACAGCCAAUUUCCUUCUGGCUUCAGAGUCUGCAGUGGGUCAGCCGGGCCUACCGGCAAGUCCUCCGUCGUUGGUACGUAGUGAGCGGUACCUCCGUCUUCGGUGAGCAAGUCCCCGGGCCGCAGUGGCGGACAGAGUAGUUGUUCCUAAAACUACUGCCUGCUUAUCCUUGAAAGGACUCUUAGCUCAGCAGUGAAAAUCAGUUCAGUGCAGCCCAAACAUAGGUGUACAAUAUAACUAAAUAAUUUUCACAGAAAGACAUGCUAUUUAAUGUACUUGGUUAGAUGAUUGAAUUUGAAAUCCAGGAACAGAAGAACCUUGACCAGCUGUUCAUUUUCCCUGAAAGUAAGACAAUCCCUGUUGUGCCAUGUGAUGAAGCUCAAGUCACACAAGUAGAAUACUGAGUAAAAUUAUGCAAAUAUGUGCAACAAUGUUGAAAUCCCCUUGUCAGUCUUCAACUACACAAGCACCCACAAUGGCCCGAACUGUACUGGUUGUGGAACUGCAAGCACAAGGUGUGAUAAAUGUUUGUGCAUUAGUCAUAAUGCUUUAUCGCUGGACUCUACAUAGAGUCCCACACCAGAGCCUCAGUCUUAGACUCUCACACCAGGCGGGUGUGGUGUAACAAAGAUCCCCAAUUAUUUUUGAUGAGAAUUCUUUGCCUGAAAAGUAAAAACAAAUGUGAGUUUAUAUUCUAAGCAUGUCGUAAAUAUCUAGUCAUUACAAAAUAUUUAUUUUAUUGUCAC